Leucoraja erinaceus (little skate) is the source of this 4359-nucleotide messenger RNA. It is a transcript of the gene mafk, whose product is annotated as v-maf avian musculoaponeurotic fibrosarcoma oncogene homolog K. The transcript is spliced from 4 exons. The record is from RefSeq and is a predicted model, not a curated record. Gene Ontology annotation, molecular function: RNA polymerase II cis-regulatory region sequence-specific DNA binding; DNA-binding transcription factor activity, RNA polymerase II-specific. Gene Ontology annotation, cellular component: nucleus. Gene Ontology annotation, biological process: regulation of transcription by RNA polymerase II. NCBI's taxonomy places the organism in Eukaryota, Metazoa, Chordata, Chondrichthyes, Rajiformes, Rajidae. Bases 342 to 932 code for a protein of 196 amino acids.
ACUAAACCCAACAUGUUAAUAAUGUUAUGGGAGGGGCUGAACAGUUUGGAAAACCCUACUCGAUUAAUCCUCAGCCCUCUCCCAUUUCCCACACCCCGACAAUUCACCCGUGACCCACAUGAGAGCUGCUGUUAAAUCUGCUUUCUGUUUCCAUCAAUGUUUUAACAUAAGUCUUUGGGGUUUUUUUUUCGUCUUGUCCACUGGUUACUUAGCCUACUGCCACUUGCAUUACUGCAGCCAUUAACAUUUAAGGAAAGUGGACUGGAGGGUGUUAAUCUGCUGAGAUUCCGGCUUUUCCCGCCACAUGCAGGAAGCCAGUGACGACGCUGGAAUUUUCAUGAAUGAAGUCACGUGGACAAACAGCGGGUGACGUCAGCGCUGGUUCCCGGAACUGGUGGCGCUGGCUGAGAGCGCGUGUGGACCUGACCGGCUGCUCAACGGCGCGGCGCUGGAUGCGCACUACCGCGAGUGCAUUCUCAAACGUUGCUUCGGAUGUUGACAGGGUAAUGACGGCUAACUUUAAAGGACACAAAGCAUUAAAGGUUAAGAAGGAGGCCGGAGAGAAUGUCCCGACCCUCAGCGACCAAGAGUUGGUGUCCAUGACGGUUCGCGAGCUGAACCAGCACCUGCGAGGCCUGAGCAAGGAGGAGAUCGUUCAGCUGAAGCAGCGACGGCGGACGCUGAAGAACCGUGGAUAUGCCGCCAGCUGUCGGGUCAAGCGCGUGACGCAGAAGGAGGAGCUUCAGCGACAGAGGACCGACCUCCAGCAGGAGGUGACCAAACUGGCCCAGGAGAACGCCAACAUGAGAGUGGAACUUGAUGGCCUACGCUCCAAGUAUGAGGCCCUCCAGAAGUACGCUCGCACAGUGGCCAAGGCCCCCACCCUACCGCCCACCAGUGUCAUCACCAUCAUCAAAUCAUCUGACUCCUAAACCUUUCUUGGCUUUCACUCCUGGUGUUGGAGUAGGGUUGGAUGAGGAUAUUGAGUUAAAGAGCUGGAGCAGAUAAAUGGAAUUAAGAUACAUGUGGCAGCCUUUUAAUAAUACCACGGUGGGCUAUUUGAAGGUCUUGCUCCGUAGCCUCUUAGCUGACACUGCUUCUUGAAGCUACGUCCAGAGGCGAGAUACUGAUGCUCAACAUGUCUCCCGUCCUAAACCACCUCUACCCUCACAAAACUGAAGUCGCCAAACAAUAAUUCUCUUGAGCAGUGGAUGGUAAGUGCCCAAAUACAAGCCCAGAAAUCCGAUUCAAGGUUGAGAUGGUUCUGGACCUGGCUUUCCCGAGUUCAGAGAGCAAGAUCUUCAUCUGUGGAACCAUGGAUUGGAUGGACUAGCCUCCCUGCUUUAGCUCAACUUGGCUGAUUCAAGAUCACAAAUUGUUCACGCCACCAUUUGAAGACCUUCCAUUCACAAUGAAGACUAGGACUACUGAAUACCUAUGGCUUUCUGUCCUGGGGGCUCUCCUCACCCGAACACUAGGGAGUCUGGGAGGAGAUUGUAGAAUUAUCAAAUAUUGUGUUUCUUGUAAGCUGUACAAAAAAUAUAUUUUUUAUUUGGUUUUGCAGUCCUCCUUUACAAACUUGUGUGCAUUUGAAAUUUGUGAAAUUGCUUUGUGGCCUAAAUGUUUUCAAAACUGAGCCUGGGGUUGAGUGAGAGUUUCAGACCAACAGAUGCUGUUCCUGAAAAAGUAGGUUUGAUUCUGGAAGCCAGGUUUUAGAGUUCAGAGUCAAUGUUGUGCAGAGUUUGAGUGGUGUAAUGUGCAGUGAGUGUAGAGCACUGAUAUUUGAGAAAUCAACGUCUAUUGUAGCUUCCAAAACCUCUGUCCAUGUGGCCUUUUCAGUUGACGACGGAAUUUUGCUGUUUUGAAUUGGUUAAUCAAAGGGAAAGAAUUCCAAUUAAAGUCCUUCCGUUUCCUGUGAUCUGUGUUGCAGUUUGUAAUAUUAGCAUGGUGAUGCAACAAUUGAGUUCUGUGGUGUGAAUUUUAUUUAGGAGAGUUGCAGGUGCCGUAUGGGUUCCAAAAUAGCAACCAAAAGAGGGCCAAUUUGGCCAAUAUUAGUGAAAGGGGCAAAUGUCUGCCAUUGAUUCACAGAGCAGGCAGAUCGAUCAUGACUUCACCCAGAACACAAUACUAAUUAAACCCCAGUACUGACAUUUCAGAACUCAGUGCUGCAGCUAACCCCACGCUAUUUAAAAAGGUCCAUCAACUAAUUUUAUCUUGGUUGCCAACUUAGUCCUUCUGGCUGCUGCUACAAUUCUAUAAAACAUUUUUGCUGCUUUUAAGAGUUUUCUGAACAGUUUGAAAGACUAUUUUGAUUUCUAGGCACUGCACAAACCAAACUCUUCUAGUCAUGUGCAAUCAGAAGGAGGGAUUCAGCAUUGAAGGCAGCACAAUGUGGGAGCAUGAGCUGAGAGCAGGCUGCUCAGCAGCGGGCCAUGUCAACCUGGUGUUUCUGGGGAGUAAUUUUUGAUCUGAAUUUCAGUAAGGGAUACGUAGGCAUUGCCAGGACUCCACGAGGGACAAAUCUAACAUGCUUAUCAGCUUGACAUGGCAGGCUACUAAAGGGCAUGACUUUUGCUCUCUGCUCUUGCAUGGGGAAAUCCCAGGGAUCACCUAUUGCAAGGGUUCCCAACCUGGUGUAAAUUUACCCCUAGGGGGUAAAUUUCACCUACCCAGAGGAUAAAUUUGUUGAUUUUGGAUUUGUACAUAUUUUUUCUCAUUGGCUGACUGUGUUUGGUUCUGGUAUACCGGUAUCUGUUCAUCAUUAGUUGUUCAUUCAUAAAUAAAUGAAAUAACAUUGUUAUGUGCUAUUAAAGUUGCCAGGGGUAAACAGGACGAGAAAGGUUGGGAACCCCAUGACCUAUUGAAAGAUAGUCGGUUGCAUUUAAUUCUCUUUCUUCUCAUGUGAAGAGUCAUACUCAUGCUCACAAGGAUAGUUGGCGGCUCCUGAUACAGGAUGCCAUUGCCAACACUUGUGUCAAACUGCUGUACUGUACCAGUUGGCAACACAACUUGACAGGGCAGACUGGUCGGGCUGCUAUAUAGGAACCUUCACUGGAGUCUAUAGGAUGAGUAUAGAGAAUCUUGGUGAUCUGACAUAUGUUGGCCAUCAUGAAGAGACAGGGCUCACCGCAGAAACCAACAUAGAUGGACAUUUCUGGCUGGACUCUGUGUCAGUAUGUUACCAAUAAUCACAGACCCAAUUCCCUAUUCCCCAACAUACCAUACCUUCUCUUCCCUCUGUUAUGGACUGUGACUUCAAUGCAAAAACAUAUCUAUGUAAAAGCACAUGCCGAACUGUAUUUACCAAGGAAAUUCUGCCAAUGCAUAUAAAAGUAAUUAUGCCUUUCUUUAGUGCCUGCCUCCAAGUGCCUUUGUCAAUCCUCGUGUUCCCAACAGAUCUUCCUGAGGAAGUGUAAUAUAGCUGGCAGAAAGCUACUGACCUUCGUAGAACAGAGAACAGUACAGCAUAGGAACAGUCCCAGCGGCCCACGAUGUCUAUGAUUUCUGUUUAAUUAAUACAACUGCCCGCUCAUGAUCCAUAUCUCUCUAUUCCCUGUCUAUUCGCAUGUUUGUCUAAAUGCCUCUUAAACAUCGGUAUUGUUUCUGCUUCCACCACCUCCCCUGAUGGUACAUUCCAGGCAGCUACUAUUCUCUGCAUUAAAAUUAAACUUCCUUUCACAUCAUCUUUAAACUUUUCUCCUCUCAUCUUGAAGCUAUGCUCUCUGGUAAUUGACAUUUCCAUUCUGGGAAAAAAAUCUCUGACUGUCUACCCUAUCUAUUCCUUUCAUAAUUUUAUAUGCCAUCACAUUCUCCACUCGCCCUCUGAAACACCAGAAGAAACAAUCUAUGUUUGCCCACUCUGUCAUCAUAGCGAGUAAACUCCAAUCCAGGCAACAACCUGGUGAAUCUUAUCUGCACUCUCUCCAGAGCCUCCACAUCGCUCCUGUCGAGUGGUGACCAGCGCUGUGCACAAUACUCCAGGUGCAGCCAAUCCAAAAUUUUAUACAUCGACCUGACUUGGCAAUUUUUAUACUCAUUUCCCUGACCGACGAAGGCAGCAUGCCAUGUGCCUUCUUUACCGCCCUGUUAAUUUGUGCAGCCAUUUUCAGGGAAGUUUUUCUCUCAAUAAUGAUGCCUCUGCAGUUGCUUGGUCCACAGGCAAGAGAAUUCUGACUGUAUUGUAGGCAGAAGAGGAAGGGUUUUGUUGCAAUCAACUAAAAAUGGAUGUUACAUGUGAUGAAAUAUAAUUGUACAAGUAUCCAAUGGAAGAGAUUGUUGUGUCUGUUUCCAAAGCAAAUCAUUUAAGUGGCCUCCUGCUAUGAACCAGUGUUGUUGUCCUUCAUAAAUUAGUUCAGUGUA